AUGUCCAAAGGCGUCGAAGCACUCAAAGGAACAUGGGAUCAAAUCAACGAUGAAAACAUGGAUGAAUUUCUCAAGGAACUUGGCGUUGGAAUGACAAAGCGAAUGGCAGUGAAAAGCAUGAAACCUCGCCUUGUUAUCAGUGAGAAUGGUGGUAAAUGGGCGAUUCGAUCUGAAAGCUCAUUGAAAACCAAAACAGUCGAAUUUAUACCAGGUGUUGAAUUCGAUGAAACAACAAGUGAUGGUCGUGAAGUCAAAACGAUUGUUCGUGUCAAAGGUAACACAUUGGAACAUACGAUGCACGGCAAAGAUGGAAAACAAUGUGUGGCAGUUCGUUAUGUCAACGAUCAAGGUCAACAACAGAUUGAUAUGAAAUGUGGCUCGGUAGAAGCUCAUCGUUGGUUCAAACGUGUUGAAUAA
This is a messenger RNA of Adineta ricciae, 417 nucleotides long. Lineage: Eukaryota; Metazoa; Rotifera; Eurotatoria; Adinetida; Adinetidae. The record is from the annotation of a GenBank genome assembly.